AUGACAUGUGUCGCCGAAAGUUUCGUUCAGAGACACUUUGACAGGCAGUGUUUCGAGGACGCGGGCGUUUUUGUCGAGAAGCUGAUCGACAAUAGCCUCAAGGUUGCGCUCAACGGCGUGAGAAAGAACAGUUCGGGGAUUAGACGUGGGAUUAACCUCUUUCCUGAGAAGGGCCAACACGAAAGAGGCAUGCCCGAAGAAACAGGCUUCGAUCAGCAAUUUCCCUCCUCGAACUUCUCCAAAAUCGUCGUCUUGGACAGCAUUCAACAGGACCUCAAAUAA
This is a messenger RNA of Colletotrichum costaricense, 282 nucleotides long. RefSeq lists its product as uncharacterized. Lineage: Eukaryota; Fungi; Ascomycota; Sordariomycetes; Glomerellales; Glomerellaceae. The transcript is spliced from 2 exons. The coding region runs from base 1 to 282 and encodes 93 amino acids. The record is from RefSeq and is a predicted model, not a curated record.